Molecule: messenger RNA, 2231 nt
Organism: Mizuhopecten yessoensis (Yesso scallop)
Lineage: Eukaryota; Metazoa; Mollusca; Bivalvia; Pectinida; Pectinidae
Product: hydroxylysine kinase-like
Exons: 7
Coding region: 144-1334 (396 amino acids)
Molecular function (GO): amino acid kinase activity
Source: RefSeq, a predicted model, not a curated record
GUGUAUACAUGUGUCCUUACGCCUGGUAUCGACACGUGGUACAUAUACCAUACAGUACCCUUUAUCACUGUAGCAUAUCAACGUUCAGCAUUGUCACCCGUGCAUGCUGCCUUACAGUGAAACUGCUGUCUUGAUCUGAAACAAUGGACAAUAACAACGAAGCUACUAAACCCAAAGUGGUGUUGCAAGAGAAAGGGGAAGUUAUCAAACCCAUGAUUCCUGAAGGUGUUGUUGAAGAACUUGUACGUAAAAUAUAUGGGCUAGAUGUAGUCAGCUAUAAGGAACUGAAUAGCUAUGACGACAAGAACUAUCACGUGACUGUAACUGACCGAUCAAGUAAUCCUCAUAUACCGGAAGUGUGGACACAUGGAUAUAUUUUGAAGAUACUGAACAGCAUGGACUCUAAACGUCCAGUUAUCGUUGAGGCACAGAACAGUCUCCUUAGCCAUCUUCGGGAACGAAACAUGUCUGUGCCAGAAACCGUCCUCACGAUUUCUGGCGAGUUGAUGUCUCUCGAAAAGGUGUUUGCGGAGAAAGACCCAAAAGAUCCGGACACCGCCCCAUAUGGAACAUACAUUGUGCGCUUGUUGAAGUUUAUCCCCGGCGACAUACUUUUCAACAAACCCUGUACUCCUGGGUUAUUGUACAAUGUGGGCAAAUUCAUGGGGAAAUUUUUGAACGCAACGAAGGGCUUUCACCAUUCCUUUUACGACACUCAUUCCCUGUUGUGGAGUCUGCUGGAAUUUUCGAAGCUUAAAGAAUUCGUAUUUGUGGUGAAAGAUGAAAAUGACAAACGUGUGGUUGACGAGAUCAUAUCUGCGUUUGAAUCAGAUGUUCUUCCCAGAUGUGAUCAAUUGCAGAAAGGUGUGAUACAUGGGGACCUCAACGAGCAAAACAUCCUCGUCGUAGAAGUUCCAGGUCAGGAUGACGUCACUCCGGAAUCACGCGUUUAUGACGUCAGUGGACUACUGGAUUUCAUGGAUGUGACAGAUUCCUACUGCGUAUUUGACGUAGCUAUCAAUAUCGCGUACAUGUCAUUUACUUGCGAGCCUUCGGAACAACUCGACGCUGGUGGUCACAUAUUAGCUGGCAUGGUACCGGUCUUCCCUUUCAAUGACGUGGAGUUGGAUGCCUUACAGAUAUCGGUGUGUGCUCGAUUGUGCCAGUCGUUAGUGUUGGGAGCCUACGCUAACUACCAGGACCCGUCCAACUCGUACGUACUUACCACAGCCGCGAAAGGCUGGCCGCUCUUACACAAACUGUGGAAUACACCCAAACAGGUCUUGAAAGAUAGGUGGCAGCAUAUUAUGGACCAAUACAAGAACCCAUCUUAGGACAUUCGAUUGCCCACAAGAGGUUAUGGUUAGUUUUGUCAACAAAAUAGGUUUACGUUGCUAUUUUUGCACUUUUUGUUGUCAUAUUUAUGGUCUAAAUCAAAAUAAUAUUAAACAUUAAUAAUCAUUUUAAGCUCAAUUAAAUUUGAAAGGACAUAUCAUUUAUUCCACAAUCAGCACAGAAAAUACAUGAUAUACUCAUCGGGAAAAGAAUGAAUUUGUCCAUUAAAAAUUUAUAUUUCUACUUUAUUGUUUUGCAAUGUUGAUGGGUUUCGUUAUAUUUAUAUAAUUUCGUAAUGGUUCAAAUACUUCAAAUAACAGCCAUAAUUUGAAUUAAGAAUACAGAUGAAGAAUAAGUCAGCGAGUUUUUGCGUUUUAACAAUUUUCUAACUCAUAUAUAUACAGUGGAGCCUCGAUAAUCCAGUCAUCUUUGUUACCAUCAAUCGUGGCACUGAUGAAUCAGUUAGAAAAUUAAGUUUGAAAAAACGAUAUGUCCCAUAACCCCUUGCUGAUAUUGAAUACGCAAAAGUUGAUUGACUGUCGUAUAAGCAACCAUAUAUGUUGUAUAAUAAUUAUUACCCAGCCAUGACAUACAUUGUAUCAAAUUGUUCAUCGAAUUGGUACUGUGAUGCGCCAUACAGAGAUGGUCGCUAAGCAUAUAAAUAUAUAUAAGUGGAGGGAUUGUACGUUCAGUGCACGAGCAUGUAACAUUAUAGAAGGAGGAUUGCACAUACAGAUGUAUGUUAAGGAGGCACGGUAGUCUAGUGGUAGGUUGCGGGUUCGUGUCACGGCAUGGCACGGUACGGCACGGCACUUUACGUUUUGUAUCUUUGAGCAAGAUACUUUACUCCGAUCGUUUAAGUCUACUCAGCUGUUAAUGAGUACGUGGUUGGGCAG